UUCACUGAGUAAUGGUUAAAUCCUCCAUAAUUGUAAAUAAUAUUGCUGAAAAAUAAAUGUGGUUAUUGUAAUAAAACAAAGCUACAAUGUUAACAGGUCUGCCGUUGGUAGCUAUCCACUUUGCAACAGCACUACUUAGCUUGAUUAAUGGGUUUGCAGCAUUCCUGAAUUUCUAAAAGAGUACUCUAGUGUCAAAACUGACGGGGUUUCAUUUGUUGUAGUAUUGUUGUUGUCUGUAGCAGAAGAACUACUAGAAAGUGUAUUUUGAGAAGUGAAAGCAUGUUUAGCACACAGGUGGUACAGCAGACUAGAUGCACUUUGGUGAUACUGGAACUCUCUUUGACAGUAGAUGCAAGUAACCCUCUUUUUAUUCAGUGAACCAUCAGAAAGUUAAAAAAAAAAACUUCCCAUUCACAAGUCCUUCAGCUUGAGUGCUUUGCUACAUAAUGCAGUUCCGUGACUAAUUUUAUAUUCAAACGAUGACUACACUCAUUCAAUCCUGGCAUGCACUAAAAUGGUGCCUCAGGAGAUGAAUUACGGUAUGCUAAGAGGGACAAGGCAGGAGUGCGACUAACGUGUGUUAAAAAAUUAAUCUCCCAAACAAUUAACGCUUUAAUCGCAGAAGUUAACUGCGAUUAAUUGACAGCCCUAAUCAAAACACGAGACAGAAUAAAUGAUAGAUCAGAUGACCCCCAUAUUUUUCAUUUCAAGAUUAAGUUUUGAUGAGAGACUGCUAGGGUCAAACUCAUACAAUCCCACAUUAUUUAGUUGAUUCCAAGUACCCACAAGCAUAACCUCUGUUUUAUCUGAAUUCAACAUUAAAAAAAUUCUGAGCAAUCCAGCACUUGAUAUCUGCAAGGCAAGCAGCAAGUAACACCCCAGCUGAAGUAUUUCCUGGCUUUAAAAACAGGUACAGCUGGGUAUCAUCUGCAUAGCAGUGGAAGUUCACUCCAUGUCUUCGGAUAAUGUCACCCAACGGUAGCAUAUAUAUUGAAAAUAGCAAAGGACCUAGGAUAGAGCCCUGUGGAUCACCGCAGUCAACUUCAGUCAAUGCUGAUUUCUCCCCAAUUUAGACAAAUUGAUACCUAUCAGAUAGAUAAGUUUGAAACCAGGAUAAGACAAGGCCAGACAGUCCCACUGUGAAUUUGAGCCGAUUCAAUAAGAUGGAGUCGUCUACAGUGUCAAAGGCAGCACUUAGAUCUAGAAAUGCUAGGUUAGAGAUUGGCCUAUAGUUAUUGAGGACUUUAGGGUCCAAGCAUAGGCAUUACCACAACUACCUUAAGUGCUUUUAAUAGUUUUGUGGGGAUAGGGUCAAGAGAGCAAGUAGUAGCUCUCAUAUGCUGGACCAACGCUGUCAGCUCUUGUAGGGUAAUCAAAGAAAAAACCUCCGUAAUAGUCUUAACAGUUCUAGUUAUAUAUAAUCUUUAUUAACAAAGUGCUUUACAGAGGUAGGCUGUGAACUGUGCAUUAUAUGCAGAGUCACUUACAAUAGGACAAUGAUUUAACAUCUCAUCCACAGGAUGGAACACAAGGAGGUUAAGUGACAUGAUCAGGGUCACACAGUGAGUCAGUCAGUGACAGAGGUGGGAUUUGAACCGAUGACCUUCUGGUUACAAGCCCUGGACUUUAACCACUGGACCACAUUGCUUCCUAUGAUGCAAAUAUUGGUAACAUUGUACUACAAUCCUCCUUAAUAGAAGAUAUUUGUGAAAUCUAAUUUUUUACUAUUUUUAUUUUUUAAAUAGUUUAAGAAGUCAUUGCAGCUAAGCGAAGAGCCAAUAUUAAGGGUGGAACUAUUAUGGGAGGGAUUAAUUAAUUUAUCUAUGGUAGCAAAAAGAAAUCUAGGAUUAUUUUUAUUUGUUUAAAUUAAAUUAGAAUAAUAUGAUGCUCUGGCCAAAGCUAGAGCCUUCCAAUAUUUAACCAGGUGGUCUUUCCAUAUGAUGCAAUGAUGCAGGAAACACUGCAUUUUUUAUAAUCAAAAGGUACCUGCACCACUGCAUUGUGUAGCUAUGUGUUUUUGUGUUCUCUGUUAGUGAAAUACACAUUCAUUUAAUGUAUACUCAGUACAGUAGUGUUAUUGUAUGAUAUGCAUGUAGAGGGAGUGGGAUUGCGGCACGGUGAGGAGGAGGAGGAGGGGGGAGGGAUUACAGUGCUUUGCAUCUCCGCUUAAUGAAAAACUGUGAGAUUUGCAUCGCAACUGAAAAUAAGUAAGCCACAGAUGCUUAAAUGCAUUGGUAGUCCUGACAGUAAAAUACUGUACUGUAAUGACGUUUUAAUUGAAAGGCCAUUAAACGUAACACCGCACGGCAGUUGAACUAGGCACCCUCACGAGACGAUCGCUUCUCAGGUAUACUGUAGUAAAAUAGGAUUCUGCGCCUUGAGUACACAUAAUCGUGAUCAUAUAACAAGCUGCUUACCCACAAGGACUUGUUUUGAUGUAUUGUCCUCAGUGAUUGAGCACCAUUGACAUCUGUAUACUGUAUUUAAACUGCUGAUCCGCGGAAGCGCUUUCAUUCUCAAACUAACGUAUUGAUUCUGCUGCACUUCACCACAGUAAUCGUAUCGGUCCGCUUUUAAGAAUCAACCGCUUAUCAGAAUCAAAUCAUCUGGGACGGAUGUGAUUCUUAUAAACGGAGUGCACUGUAUUAUAUAAAUAUAUUAAUAAUGCAGGUUUGGCCUAAAUAUGUGAAAAGUGCAUAUUUUAGUAUUUUUCGCUGCUCUGGCACUAGAGGGGAGAGUCAAUGUAGUGUAUGUCGUGAUUAGGGUGUAGGCAGUGGUUCUCUUAAUGCAGCCUCCCUGCUGUCUCCAGGAAAAGUGUACAUUUGCAAACCCCCUGCCUAGCAAUCGAAAGCAUUAGGGACCUACUGUAUAUGACUGUUAAAGAAGAGGUUUCAAUGGUUUUGUAAUUGGAAAGUACUGUGUCAUUUUAAAGAUUCGAGGGAUAAAUGUUAUAAUUGUUAGUAUCACCGUGAAGGCUCUAGCGAUUGUGUUGUUACUGAAAUGUCACUUUAACCUUGGGCAUAGGGGUUUAGAAUUCGAAUUAAGCAGGGAUCCUAGAGUGGCUAACUUGAUAAAAGCAUGACAGUGACAGAUAUAUUAGCAAUGGCAAUGUAGAUUAGGAUUGGGUCUGGCAUCUUUUCUUUUUAUUCUUCUUCUUUUGUGGGACAGGAUUCACCUGAUUGUGUUGACAGGUGGCAGAGAAAAUCCAAAGAUUAUAAAGAAUAGGAAAAUAGAUCACGGUUUUCUUUGUGCGCUCGGCUUAGUGGUCUUGUGUGUUCAGUCAAGUGCAAAAUAGUUUAAUAUUGUACAACCUGUUUCCAAACCCAGGUCUCUGAGGUAAAUCACGGCUUGCUAUCAACCACAGCGUUCACCUCUUGUCCCCAGGGCAAGCUAUGUUCGGGUCUGGGUCUUUAAUGGUGCACAACCUGGUCUUAAAUCAUUGAGCCAUGCAAUCUUGUACCAGAGAUCAGCAAUCAUUUUAACAGUUGGUUUGGGAGUCCAUUGCUUUCCUUCGGCACCCACGGUGGGGGAGUUCCCUUUGAAACACUCAUUAUGUUCUCUUAAUUGAGGCCUGCUGGAAGUCCGGUAAACCGGUAACAGACACAUUUUCUUGCCUCUCAUUAGCACAACCACAGUCUGCAUUCUCAUAAAUAAUUUAUCAUCUUGCUGAAGCUUUUCAGACUUUAUUUUAUUGUAUAUGAGCCUGUUCACACAACCCAUGAGUUAUUUUAAAGACUUUUUGUUUUUUAAGCAAUAUUAUCUUGCAUUACCAUCUAGUAGUUGAACAAGUUAGGAAGGUAAGAGCUGCUGUACAGACAAGGUCAACAAACAAGAUAAUACCUGGUAAUGCUUUGCUUGCCUUACAUUAUGCUUUUUUAAAAGGUAUUCUGCAGUCAACUGGGGCCCUGCAGCGUAGGUUCCUGAUUGGUGGUUCUAAGCUUUCUCAAUUUUAAUCCCUGUGCUGAAAACACCCUGUCAUUCUGUCCUGGGCUUCUCUCAAGCAUAGACUUACAAAUGUGCUAUGCUGAAUUGUGUUGUAUUUUGUUCAGAUUUGAACCCAGGCCUGCAGAAGUCUGAAAGAUUUUCAAAUGAAUGCCUGCAAUUCAAAAACAAUUGCAUAAUAAGUAUAUGAUUUACUAUUAAUUUCAAAUAAGGUUCAUAAUUAUUCCUACUUGUCCUUAACACAAACAAUAUGUAUUAAACCCUUAGGCUGAAAUCACAUCCCAGUUGAUAAAUGCAGGUUCACAUGACCAUAGACGAGAGGUCGAUAGCGCCUUGUUACGACGCCAACAGAAACACAAGAAAUAGAGCACCAGCCACAGCAUCACAGAUGUUUCUGGAUGAAUAUAUUUUAAUAAGAGUUUAAUAAAUAAGAGUUUACCACUAAAAACCUCCAACUCCAGCCAAUGUCUGUAUAUUUAUCAUCCAACACAUUUUUUUGUAUCACUGAGCAAGUCACUUAACCUCCUUGUGCUCCAUCUUUCAGGUGAGACGUAAUUGUAAGUGACUCUGCAGCUGAUGCAUAGUUCACACACCCUAGUCUCUGUAAGUCGCCUUGGAUAAAGGCAUCUGUUAAAUAAACAAAUAAUAAUACAUUUGAAUUACUGGCACUUAUAAUAAAGUGUAACUGUCAAAGGAUUGAAAGGCUGUACAACUUUACUAAUUCUCAAAACUAAUACAAAACCUACCACAAAACUCGAACAGAUGCAAUGCUGUAUAUUCUCCCUAGUCUUAACAUUAGCUGUAUUUAAGUAACAUUAUAAAGGUGGUGUUGUUUUAAUUAGGUUAUCAACUGUUUGUGAUUAGUAUCAGGUGAGUGUGGUUAAAUUGAAUAGAGGUUAAUUUGCAAUUUGAUUGGUUUCCACACAGCAUUUUGUAGUUCUGUGAUCCCAUUAAAGUGCAUUGAAACUAUUGUAUUGCUUAAGUAUUGUCUUUAGCACAGUUUAGCAGCUGUUAACCAGUUCCCUUGAAAAGUGAGGGUGUGAGGAGAGGCUGUUGGAGAAAAUCCGAACCUAGCAGCGUUCUAGAAGACGCCAACUAGACGGAAGUGAAGCCCAUGCCCCUCUCUCCCAUAGACCCCCAGUCCCCCAUGGUAUCUGCUGGCCCCCGGGGACGCCACGCUCUGGAGAUGAGGGUUAGAGAGAUAGAGGAAGAGAACCGCACCCUACGCAGGCAGCUCAGUCAAUCGCAGAGAGGCCACGCCCACAAGCCUCCCCAUGUGCGCCACAGCAACCAGUCACGGACAUACUCCACAGAGGAGGGGACGGGGGACAACGAGGGGCAGCGAUCAGGGGCUCCUGGGAACAGCACGGACUGCGCACAGCACCCCCCGGUGGACAAGUGUGAGACUAUCCAUGUAGCAAUUGUGUGUGCAGGCUACAAUGCCAGUCGGGAUGUGGUCACACUUGUGAAAUCUGUCCUGUUUCACCGACGGAACCCACUUCAUUUCCACUUCAUCACAGACUCCAUCGCCCAGCAGAUCCUUGCCUCCCUCUUCCACACUUGGAUGGUCCCAGCUGUGCGAGUCAACUUCUAUGACGCUGAUGAACUCAAGUCAGAGGUGUCCUGGAUUCCCAACAAGCACUACUCCGGGAUCUAUGGUCUCAUGAAGCUGGUGCUGACUAAAACUCUGCCGUCCGCUCUGGAGCGAGUCAUUGUGUUGGACACUGACAUCACUUUUGCCACCGACAUCGCUGAGCUGUGGGCCGUCUUCCACAAGUUCAAAGGCCAGCAGGUGUUGGGAGUGGUGGAAAACCAGAGUGACUGGUACCUGGGAAACCUGUGGAAGAACCAUCGGCCAUGGCCAGCGCUGGGCCGGGGCUUCAACACAGGUGUUAUCCUGCUGCUGCUGGACCGGCUGCGCAAACUCAAAUGGGAACAGAUGUGGAGACUGACAGCUGAGAGAGAGUUGAUGAGCAUGUUGUCCACUUCGCUGGCGGAUCAGGAUAUUUUUAAUGCAGUGUUCAAGCAGAAUCCCUUCCUGGUCUAUCAGCUGCCCUGCUUCUGGAACGUGCAGCUCUCUGACCACACCCGCUCAGAGAAGUGCUACAAGGAUGUUUCGGACCUCAAGGUGAUCCACUGGAACUCCCCUAAGAAGCUGCGUGUGAAGAACAAGCACGUGGAGUUCUUCAGGAACCUGUACCUCACCUUCCUGGAAUACGACGGCAAUCUCCUGCGCAGGGAACUCUUCGGCUGCCCCAGCGAGGCCGACCACAACAGCGAGAAUCUCCAGAAGAAGCUGUCCGAGCUGGAUGAGGAUGAUCCCUGUUACGAGUUCCGCAGAGAGCGAUUCACAGUCCACCGCACCCACCUCUACUUCCUGCACUACGAGCUUGAACCCGCCUCUGACAGUACUGACGUCACGCUGGUGGCCCAGCUCUCCAUGGACAGGCUGCAGAUGCUCGAGGCGAUCUGUAAGCACUGGGAGGGCCCCAUCAGCCUGGCCCUCUACCUGUCGGAUGCCGAGGCCCAGCAGUUUCUGCGAUACGCUCAGGGCUCGGAGGUGCUGAUGGGAAGGGCGAAUGUGGGCUACCACAUCGUUUACAAGGAGGGACAGUUUUACCCUGUCAACAUGCUGCGCAACGUAGCCAUGAAGCACGUCAACACGCCGUACAUGUUCCUGUCCGACAUCGACUUCCUGCCCAUGUACGGGCUGUACGAAUACCUCAGGAAGUCAGUUGUACAGCUGGAUAUGGCCAACACCAAGAAAGCUUUGAUAGUGCCAGCUUUCGAGACCCUGAGAUACCGCCUGUCCUUCCCCAAGUCCAAGGCAGAGCUGCUGACACAGCUGGAUAUGGGAACCCUCUUCACGUUUAGGUACCACGUGUGGACAAAAGGUCAUGCACCCACAAACUUUGCGAAGUGGCGCACAGCCACCACGCCCUACCGAGUGCAGUGGGAGGCAGAUUUCGAGCCCUAUGUGGUGGUGAGGCGGAACUGCCCAGAGUACGACCGCAGGUUUGUGGGCUUUGGCUGGAACAAGGUGGCUCACAUCAUGGAGCUCGAUGCACAGGAGUACGAGUUUGUGGUCCUGCCCAACGCCUACAUGAUCCACAUGCCUCACGCCCCCAGCUUUGACAUCACCAAGUUCCGCUCUAACAAACAGUACCGCGUCUGCCUCAAGACCCUGAAGGAGGAGUUCCAGCAGAACAUGUCCCGUCGCUAUGGCUUUGCCGCCCUCAAGUACAUGACAGCCGAAAACAACAGCUAGUGCCCUGCGGGAUACCAGGCCUUCCCUCCCUGACGAUGUUACAGUGGGGCCGGGGGAAAGGGCUCAGACUUCUUUCAGAGCUGCAUGAAGGUACAAGAGAGACUCAGCUGGGUGUGAAGGGAAGACGUGGGGACAUGCUGUGGACCAACAAACAGCCUACACACACCCCGACAACAAACUUCAGAGCUCCCCAGUGAAGAGGAACUGGAAUCAAAGACCAUGCGGGUGUUGAAUAAAAUAGAUUUGAGGCAGAAGUAUUCCCAUGUAAGGUUUUAGAACUUGCUCUGUCUGAUCUAAGCCACCCAUGGCAAAAACAACCCAAAAAUUUGGUGGCCAGUGUUUGGCUCAAUCUCACUGUUGUAUUUGCAUUGGAUUUCUUAUCAUGGAAGAUAAAAAGUCUGACUUGAGUAUUCGCCUCCAGAGAAGAACAGAAAUAAAAAGUAAAUAAUUCACCAAAAUCCCAGUCAGUAACUUUACAACUCUAAAUCCUGAGUUGAAAUCCCUAAACAGUCUGUCUGUAAAAGUAGUUUUGUCCUGCUUCAUUGAUUGCAGUUUGUGAAGGGAAGCUGCUUUUCCCAGUUGAGGAACGGGAAGUAGUCUUGCCUACUAGCUAGAGCUAUCCUUUAUACAAGUUUAAAGUUUACAGAAAGCAUGGUAAAGAACAGAGAAGUAUGGUAGGGCAUAAUAAAAGCGCAUAUUAAUCAGCAAAUUUCCUGUGAAAAUGUAAAUGUGGUAAACAUUUGGAAGGGUAAGGCACCACUGUAUUCUAAUGGAUUUGAAAGCCCAGGUCAGUCACUGAAACUGCUGUUUGAUUGGGAUGAUCAGACCCGGUCCCCCACCAUCCACCCUUGUGUUGUGCUGGCCAUUCGGUGACCAUGUUCAAAUUGUAAUUCAGCUCUGCAGUAGACAACUGGACCUUCUAGUUUCUGAACGAGCAGAGUGUCUCUAAACAGGGAAAGAUGCAGAUUACAAAUGUAUCCAACCCACUUAUGAAAAAGGUACAGCGUCCCAACAUUGGGAGGAGCGAGUCACGGUUCAAUGAUGUCCCCUAAAACACAGUGUUACCUAAUCCAAGACAAUGGGCAGUGCCUGGCAGUGUUGCUGCCGAUUUCAUAAGCUAUUCAAGACUGGAACGGAAUAUUUUAUGUUGCUCUUUUUUUUUUUCUUUUUUUUUUUGCUGUCACAGGAGGCUUAUUCUGCUCCUAUCUCAUAAAUGGACUUAAUGACAAAGCUUUAACUCGUGAGUUAUUUGAAGGGCUGGUUUCACAGACUUUGGUUAGAAGUAAUUGUGGACUAGUUUACCUAAGUUAACAUUAGGUAGUUCAAGAUUAGUGCUAAUCAGGGUCUGUGAAACCAGCUGUAGAGUCUGGAAGUUUCAUGCAUAUGAAACAUACAUUCUGUAAAUAAUUGAUGAUUUAAAGAACAUGGGUUAAGGGCCCUGUAAGUGGAAAGUAAAAAGUGCACAACCCACGGUUGGAAAGUGGGAUUUUGGCUGCCAAUGUUACCAAGGGACACCAAACUUUAUAGAAGUUUACUCCUGAGCCGGAUCCGUCCUCUUCCCAGUUUUAAAUAUGAUUGGCUCUUAUAUUGUCAAUCAACUGCCAGAGGUGUGGCCUGCUGGCUGACAUAGCUCGGUUCCGAUUGACACAGCCAAACUUGCACAUUUUAGUUCUGAAUUAGGCUUCAUUUUGACAAGAGGCCUCUGUGUGUUAAUGAGUAAACAAGGGUCAGAAUGUGUCAAUGUUCAGGACAGUGUUACUAGACAUGCUGCUACCUAAAUAAAAAACAAAAAGUGAAAGAAAAA
Molecule: messenger RNA, 9014 nt
Organism: Acipenser ruthenus (sterlet)
Lineage: Eukaryota; Metazoa; Chordata; Actinopteri; Acipenseriformes; Acipenseridae
Product: xylosyl- and glucuronyltransferase LARGE1
Exons: 14
Coding region: 5057-7210 (717 amino acids)
Biological process (GO): protein O-linked glycosylation via mannose
Molecular function (GO): xylosyltransferase activity; glucuronosyltransferase activity
Source: RefSeq, a predicted model, not a curated record